GCAUACUUGGAUCCUUCAAGUAGGAAUAACGAGGAGCUUCUUUUCUUGAGGAAUUGAACUCAUGCAAGGAUGGAUUUCAUUGCUGUGGAGGUACCACUUCUCUGAAGCCACAGAGUGGGGCAUCUUGAGGAAUUUAUCUGUAAAACUGGGAUAAAUAUGCCAAAUACAACAUGACGUGAAGAAACGUAAGACGUAAGACUUGAAGAAUUCAGAUAUACCGAUCUUUCAUUGAGCUGGAUGUGUUGACAGCCUUUGUGAGUGCACAGAACAUGUGAGCCAAUCUUUCACUUUCAAAAUGGCCAAGUCGAGCGCUGUUUCGGACACUCAGUCCUUGCUGCAGUCUAUGCUUCAAAAGCUGAAGCUCCAAAACCAUUCAGAAAGAAGCAGCACACCCACUCAAGAGCAAGCACCUUCUCCAACAGUAGGGUUAAAUGGUAGGUCUUCACUUGAAAGCACAGUGUACCAGUUUGGCGAUCCCAGCAAGCAGCAAGGUACACCUCCCUCUGUUUGGACCAACUUAGACAGUUCAUGGAGGCUCCAGUUAUCUAAUCAGCCUCACCUAGAACAAUCCAUUGAAGGGAUCCCGGCUACACUUGAACCAGAUGUCAUUUCUGAUAGUGAGAUACCCAGAUGGAACAGAAAGCAGCUAAAAAUUUCACAUAGUAAGGUGAGUGAUGAUAGCUCUAGCCUGUCCUCCUCCAGUACAACAGAGAACACCCUCAACCCCACCGACCUUCCAACUCCAUCGCCCACAUCAUCCAUCCUGUCCCAGAAAACAUCAGAGAAACACAGUGACCACAGUGGAGUGUGCAGUGAAGGUGUUGGAGACAUAAGAAAGGACAGCAUCAAUGUUCCUGAUAAAAUAAUGCGAACGCGCACAUCGAGGACAAGUAAGAGGAAAUGGGAAGAUCCAGGAAAGAAGAGAUGGACCCAGAAGGUGAAGGAAAGAUGGAAGGAGCGGCACAAGAAAGAGCGUGAUGGAAAACAGAAACAAGAGUCGAAUGAUAUGGCAAAAAAUGACCACUGUCCAGCCCCUACAAAAUCCAGUGACGACAACACAACUGCUACACUUUAUGAACAAAACAUCAGUGACAACAGCACAAUUGUUACACUUCGUGAACAAAACACCAUCCACCCUGAACCAAUCAACAAUGGGCUGGAUGAAGCCCCUCCUAGCCCACUGGAUCAUAUGAGUGAAAGCAUAUUUCCAUUUGGCACUUUUAACCUGAUGGAAGAGAUUUUCACUGGAAAGGAGUGGGCCAGCUUCUUCCAGACCAACACCGGCAGCCAACCGGAGUUCACCUGCAUCACAGCAGACAAAACAACAGAGUCGCUGAACACUGUUAGCCAGUCACCUUACAGAGAGCGCACAACAGGCAACCAAUGGGAUUACAAAGAGGCUGCAGACUCAAAUCUGAGAACGCCUUCAUCACAGAUGAAAUCUGGAAGUUUUCAGGAGGACAUGGACAUCACCGAACAACCAAGGACUUCAGAUUUGUCUCAAACCUUUGAGUUCCUCAAAGACAAGUCAGAACUCUUUGCCUCAAACCAAAUACAGAGCAUGGACCUCGGUCUGAGCCAAUCAGAAAAUGAUGAAGAAACAAAAUACCAACCCCAGUUACAGGAUCUUCAUCAAAACUAUCAACUAAAUACAGCAGAAGCAAGUUAUCAUCAAUCGCUGACCAGUGAACGAAAUCUGAACCAGUCACAGCAAUCCGACCCAAACCAUACACAACCUGAAACAGUGCAUGAAGAAUUUCUCCCCCUUUUGGACUUAUCUUAUCUUCAGCCGAAGGACAGUUCUUCUCCGAGGAAGUUUGGGACUCUGAGUCGUAAGAGAGGACACUGCAUGCUGCAGAGGGGUUCCAGUGAUCGAGGCAGAUCAGAGACAGGAGAAUUGGAUGAGUGGGGAGAUAAUGCACCUCUCAAUUCGCUGCAUCCAGCUCCCAGCCUUUCACCUGCUUCCUCCAUCUCCUCUUUCCAGGACUCCAAUUGCCAAGAUUCUGAGUCAUCUGCAUCUAUAGAAACUAUAAUCAAAAAGAGGAGGCUGGAAAACACCCGACGUGUGCGUUUUGCAGAGGAGGUGGUCUUUCUGCCACCCCUAGUUCUGUCUGAGGAUUACGAUGAUGAAGACGACAACGAUGAUUAUGAUAAUGAAGAAGAAGGCGAGGCAAGCGAUGAAGAUGAAGACGAUGUUCAAGAAGAGCCGCAGUCUCGCUCCUCCGUUCCGAACUGGAUUGUGGCACUCAGGACCAAAGCAAAGAGAAAGCCCAAGCUUAAACUUCCACAAAUGGCAAGCAAGCCCACAAAGUUCAAAAUCUCAAAAUCAUAGUCUGUCGCUGUUAUAUCGCUGUUAACCUCUUUAAAUACACUAAAUGUCCAAAGGUUUUUGACUAAUUUGAUGUUCACCCAUUGCUGACAGAAGGCUUGUAUAAUCUCAAUAGCAAAGCAUUGACCAAAAGAAUAGGGUGAUCUGGAGCAGUCACUCAUGAGCCUAAGGUCACCAUGUCCAAUGCCAAGCAAUGGUUACAGGGGUAUAAAGCUCCCAUCAUUGGGCUGUAAAGCAGUGGAAAUGCAUGCUCUGGAGUGAUGGAGCUACAUCCAGUGAAUUUAGGACGAGCAGGAGUGGUCCAGAACUGAUCACCCAACAUAAAUACCUGACCACACUAAUGCUUUUGUGUCUGAAUGCCAUUAAAUUCCCACAGUUCUGUUAGAGGCUGUUACUGCUGCAAAGGGAGACAACCUGUCACCUACAAUGCACUCGUGCUAAGCUAUGGAAAAAACCCUGAAAAUGCAGUGACAGUGAACUAUGAACAGAAGUGUGGUCAGCACUGGUCAGUUCACUCUGCACAACUUUAUAUACAAGGUAUAAACUAAAUAACUUGCUAGGGGAAGGUGUGAAAUAACUCACAACGAGAGAAUAAAACAGGUAAAACUGCAGUUUAUUAACUUGUACAUAUGUAAACAAACUGUUCGAAGAGAAUUUGAUGAAUAAUCAAGUACUUAUGAAAAUGAAAAGACAUUGCUGGGAAAUAUGUAGAAGAAAGCAACACCAAUUAUCACAGAAGACACUCAGCUUUCAACUCCUAGACCCUUUUAACCCUGUUAGAAGAGAGUGCUGCAAGUGAUUUCAAAAUGUAUCAUUCAUGGUUUUUGUGCAGAUUGUAUGUGUAUUUACCAAAUGUAUUUGAUUAUAUUUUCAAAUUUGUUAGCAAAGUUCUAUAAAAAUGUUAACCAAACAAGGUUUGGAUGGCUAAAAUGGCAACCAGACCACACUUAAUAUAGAAAUGACAAACAUGCAGUUAUUCUAAGAUCAGUGAUACAAUAAACACAGAAAGACGCCUGACUAUAAUGCAUUGAGAUAUGCAGUAUGUAGUAUUUGCCUAUGUUUUCCUGGACAAUUCACACAAAACUGCUCACUACUGAGCACAUGGUGGAUUAUAUGCCUUGUUGUAAAAUCAGAAACCAAAGUAAUCCACAUUUUUAAGCAAUUCAAGGUUGAUUUCCCAGCUUAGACCUGCAUAUUGUUACUGUUGGGAAAAAUCCUUUUUUUGGAUUUUUUAAAUAUCAUUUGUAAGCACCAGCUGUACUUUCCAUUGUGUGAGAAUGUCAUAAUGGGCUGACAGAAAUGCUCAAAAAUUAUUCUGAAGAAAGUCGUUUUACAUUAACUUCCAUUAUAAGUCAAAGGGCCUCAUUCACCAACCAUUAUUACAAGCUUUUUUUUCCUCAAAACCCACUUACGCAGUUUUCACGAAGAUUCUGACAUUCAUCAACGGUUUCUUAUUUGGGAUUUGUUCUAAGGUAAGAACAAAAUCUAUGCACACUCAAGAGCUCACUUACACACAUUUGAUUUUUUUGUGCGAAAUAAUUGGUUAAUGCAUUUGCUUCAAAUCUACAGUUAGCAUAACAAUUAUAUUAUUGUAUGAAAUACAAUAAUCUUUUCACCAUUUAUAACAUUUGUAUUCUUUUAAAAUUAUUUUACAAUGCAUCAUGGUCAACUGACAUCACUUACGUUAAUUGGGAACCAUGCCAUCCAGUUAUGAGUGAUUGAUCAUGCUACUUAUAGGCCCAAAGUAGGCCCAUUUCUGCAGCCUUGGCCUACUUGCAAAAUGGCUUAUUUACUGCUGCUUCAAGUUGCUCUGAGAAGGUAAUGCAUAUAUAUCAGGACCACAUAAAUCUAUCUUUUUGUUUUGGCAUUCUUCACUUCUCUCUCAACUUUGGUUUGCAGUUUCUGUACUUUACUUCCACAGUUAAAGAACAUGUCAUGAAUCUGACGUAGACUUUCACUCAAGAACACAUUUAAGAAAAACUUAGGAAGGUACUGGAGAAUGAGGCCUAAUGUGUUUUUGCUUUUCCUGAAAAUGUAUGAUUAUGGAGAUACAAGGGUUUGUUCAGACAGCGACAAAAUGCAAAGUCGGUAAGUCCAUUUGGGAAGAAACCUAACAGCCACUUGCAAAUGCUUCUCAAAGAUCAUCUAUCCACAAUUUUGUCUACUGCAUUAUAUCCUUAAUAAAGUAUAUGAUUUUCCUA
Molecule: messenger RNA, 4530 nt
Organism: Pygocentrus nattereri (red-bellied piranha)
Lineage: Eukaryota; Metazoa; Chordata; Actinopteri; Characiformes; Serrasalmidae
Exons: 5
Coding region: 296-2332 (678 amino acids)
Source: RefSeq, a predicted model, not a curated record